CCAUCAUUGUUCACGUACAUAACGGUUCAAUUAUGUAAUCUAUGCGGAUCCUGUCAGAGUGAUUUUAGCUAGGCCUACUUUUCAAAGUAUUGCUUUAAAUGCGCUCGGACGAAUAAAGUGGUCACGAGGGGCACCAGCGCUGGGCGCUCCUGCGCAGUGUUCAGUAACGAAAUCUUUACCCGACUGUGCUGUGCAUUAAGGUAUCCUAUAGCUUGACAUUUUAAUUCUCGGCAUGCCGGUGUUCGGCUAACUCGCGGAUUAAUUUGUACGUCACAGGCACGACAGAUGCCCGGUUAAUUUAGGCCUAACCUGGGCAUAACUUUGGAUGGAUUUGGAGGUUAACAUUAUUUUUGCGUGCAUUUAUUUCGGUCUCUGACUAAGACUUAAUCAGACAGCCUCAUGACUGAGUGUGCUGUGUGUUCCUCCCUUAGAAAAAACAGUUGCACGGAUCAAACAGCAGGUAGCAGGAACCAGGCGCCCGAAGCAGUCCGUUAACUGGACGGUCUUCAUCUCCCGGAGACGCUCUGGCAUGUAGACACUGUAACUAACAUUUCAACGAUGAUGUGUUUACUGUCUGGAUAUCAGGUACAUAGGCGACCGUUUUUAUAUGUUGUAGGACACUAAACUUGCGUACCGGGAUCCACGAGAAGGCUGUAUUUCAGCAGUGUCUUAGAAGCCGUUUACGAAAAGGGUGUCAUUUUGACUAUUACAGUACAAUAUAUAUAUUUGAACAUAUCACUUAAAUUGGGAUUAAUAUAUUGCACCAUGCCCUACCUUGCGAUAGUUUGAGACCAAUUCUCUGGCGAAGCAUUUCACCUUGCAGAUGAAAGGUCGAUGGAUCAAUUGCAGGAGAAACAAAGCAGCACAGUACCAGCAAGAGCCUCUGGACAACCUGGGCAAAAUGCUUUUCCAGGAACUACAGCCCGGGACACCACUAUCACUAGUCCCAUUGGGGGGUCGGGAAAAUUCCCAGGACCGGGUACGGGUCAGGUCUCUGGGUUUCGUGACAUGCCAGACCAAGUGAAGCCCGAGCAGACACAGCCUGCAGUUCCAUUUAAUAUCAGCCGUCCCAGACCCACCCCGCUGGGCUCCUCCAGAUGUUCCGAGGCUGACAUGAAGGAGAAGGCCUCUAUACCAAAUCGCAUCCCGGGACCACACAGCCCGAUCUGCCUGUCCCAGUCCCCCACCGAUUCGCCCCAGUUGACCCGCAGCCCUCAGAGUCCUCACAGCCCUCAGCCGUACCUCAUUCCCCAGCCCAGCCUGCCCCAGCCCAGCCUGCCCCAGCCCAGCCUGCCCCAGCCCAGCCUCACCCCACCAUCCAGCCUCAGCCCCAAACCAAGCGCCACACCUGGGUUGGGAGCCAGUCCACGGAGGACUGGCUGUCCAGGGGGCGCUAUGGAGAACCAGCCACAGGCUGACAGGACUGAAGGUGAAACGGAUGACGGGUUCAGGGUGCACAUUGUGACAUGGAAUGUGGGCUCUGCUGUUCCCCCUGAUGACAUCACCUCUCUGUUUGGGCCGCAUGCUGGAGAUGGGAGCAUAGACAUGUUUAUCAUUGGGCUACAGGAAGUGAACUCCAUGCUGAACAAGCGGCUGAAGGAUGCUCUCUUCACUGACCAGUGGAGUGAGCUCUGCAUGGACACGCUCAGUCGUUUUGGAUAUGUGUUGGUGGCUUCUCAGCGUAUGCAGGGGGUCCUGUUGUUGGUGUUUUCUAAAUUCUGCCAUCUUCCAUUCCUGCGGGAGGUGCAGACAGAAAAAACCCGCACGGGUCUCGGGGGCUACUGGGGUAAUAAAGGGGGCGUAAGUGCCAGAAUGAUGUUGUUCGGCCAUCCGGUGUGUUUCCUCAACUGCCACCUGCCGGCUCACAUGCGGAACCUCGAGCAGCGAAUGGAGGACUUCGAGAGCAUCCUGCAGCAACAGCAGUUUGAGGGCGUGACCGCUUCUGGCGUUCUGGAUCAUGACGUGGUCUUCUGGUUUGGGGAUCUUAACUUCCGCAUCGAGGAUUAUGACAUUCAUGUGGUUAAGAGUGCUAUUGACAGCAAUAAGCUCCCUUUGCUCUGGGAGAGAGACCAGCUCAACAUAGCCAAAAACAGUGAGUCCAUCUUAGAUGGCUUCUUAGAAGGCCCUCUCAAAUUCCCCCCCACAUAUAAGUUUGAUGUUGGAACCCACACAUACGACACCAGCAGUAAAAAGCGAAAGCCAGCGUGGACAGACCGAAUCCUGUGGCGUCUGCGCUGUACGGGCUCCCCUGUUCCAACCCACAAUGCCGCUCUGCAACGCGGCCUGACAUCGUGGCUGGGUGGGGCAACCAAAGUGGUGCAACAGUCUUACCGCAGUCACAUGGGAUACACCUGUAGCGAUCACAAGCCUGUCUCUGCUGUCUUCUCAUUACAUUUCCCAUUUAAAGUGGACCUUCCCCUUGUUACCUUGGACUAUGAGAAGGAGUGGACCAAAGUUUCUGACGCCACAGUCAGAUUCACUGUGAGGUCCAGCUUCCAGCGCAGCUCAUGGGACUGGGUUGCAAUAUACAAGGUUGGGUUCAAACAUUACAAGGACUAUGUAGCAUAUUUGUGGGCCAAGGUAGAUCACGGGUCCCAGGUGACAUUUGCAGAGGAGGAUUUACCCCGGGAAGCCGGGGAAUACAUUCUGGGUUUCUACAGCAACAACAUGAACACUAUCAUUGGAGUGACAUCACCCUUUCAGAUCCGUGUCCCUGCGCGCAGCCCGAUGGCCUCCACAGCCUGCGGUGAGGCCGGGGACAGCUCCGACGUCAGCUCAGAGGACGACAGCACGUUGGUCCUGCUGGCCCCAGCCAGCUCCCGAAGCCCAAGCCCGGGAAAAAGCAAACGGCGCCACCGCCGCAGCCGUAGCCCUGCUCACCCCAACACCCCCAUCCCCUCCCUGCAGGGACUCAGCCUGCACCCUCGUUCUCUAGACGGGCUCCAAAGCAGCCGCCUGCCCUGCUCGGUUGCUAAGAAGGAGCGCCUGGUCUCACCGCAGGACACCCUGACUUCUCCCAUCAGCCCGCUCACCCCCCGCAGCCCUUUGUCCCCCGGCAGUGGGGUCUCAGCUCCAGAGGCUCUGAUCGCCGCCAUCCUGGGGGAGCACAGUCCAGCUCAGGUCCCCCCCACAGGGGGGAGGUUACCAGGCAAGUCUGGGGAGACAGGCUUAUGAGGGUCCCAUGGAGUCUUGAGGGAUACACAGACACUGAGAGAAGACUGUUGAAACGAAGCCAGUAAAAACCACGAUGAGGGAACAGUGAGCUGAUAUGGUCGUUUAUUUUAAUGAUCUGACCCCACACUGUCACGGCGCUCAUAAAAGCAGUGCUUUAUGUUACUUGUAGUUUGCAACAUUCCACGUGGUAGUCAGUCAGUUGUCUGUGUUUCUUAAUCUAAUUAUCCGUGACUUCAGACAGAGAUGCAGUCGCUGUGAAGUUGCACCGUCUUCACAUUCUGCUGCCUUAAAAUUAAAUUAAAAUUAACCUAUUAAAUGGAGAUCUAUAUAACCCACUGCACAUCUUUUAAGUGAAAGAAAAAUUACAAAGAAAUGAAAACAGAAUGUAUUGACUGCGUAUGUCUUCAUCACACCCUAGAAAUCAUUUUUGGUGGAAUCAUCUUUGACAGCCAUUAUUGAGAUAAUAUGGAGUAAUAUUCUAUAUAUAUAUAUAAUAUAAGAUAUUAUUUUAUUUCAUUUUAUUUUUUUGCUGAAGGAAUUGUGGUUUGCAUUCAAACCCAUGCUGCCACAGUAUAUGUGUACCAGAAGCAGUGCUGGACCACCCUUCAACCAAGGCCAUAUAUAUGAGAGAGUCCCAUCUAAAUUAUAUUUGUAUCCCAGGAUGAAGGACAAUGAUUUGUUUGCAACAAGGCUGUUAGGUAAUACUGCAAGACAACAAGAAAACUGGAAAUCUGAUGCUUGUAUGGAUUUCUCUUCACUGAGACAGUUACAUAAAUAUUUAUGCCAAAGACAAACUAUAAUGUCUUUGAAAAAGGUACUGAUGUUUACUGAGAGAUUCAGUUUCAGGCCUGAGACCAAAUUAGAAAAGUGUCAUCUUUCAAUGAUUCCUAAACAAAUUUACUGAGCUUGAACAAUUUGACAAGAACAAUGGAUGUUUUCUUGACUGUGCUAAAAAUUAACAGCAGCAAUGGCUAUCAAAGGUGCUUCUACUGAAGAUGAACACUGGGAUGUAAAGAUAUAAUCAAUUCAUCUUUGUUGAAAAUAAUAUAAUAUAGUUAAAUUUUUUUCAUUACUUUGUACUUUAAAAUUCUAUCACUUUGAAAAUGUGGAUAUAUACUUGGAAAAUGAGCAAUAUAAGGCGGUAAAAUGAAAAGACUGCAAAUGGGUGUGUAGAGGGGCACAAUCUAUUGAACAGCUUAUAUACUAUGGAGUCAGGGGCUACUGUAGUCUAACUCCCUAACAGUCUGUCUUACCCCAAAAAGUGCUUUACAGACUCAUAUCAACACUGUAUGUACAGACUAAAUGUAAAACCAAAGCAAGAGUAAAUCUGCAAUGUACAGUAUGAUUGUUUUCCUAAGUUAAAAGAAUGUCUAUGAAUGUGUCCUAACCAUCUGGCUCAGGAUCACUUGGUGUGGUAUGAUAUCCAUCCUUCCAUAUCCCCAAGCUCCAACUGAUAUUAAAAUGAUCUGUUUCUCAAUCUCCCUGUUUUGUGUAGCAAUGUACAUGUUUGAGAAAAAAAGAAGAGUAUAUUUUCAGAGAGAUAAUGCUUUCAAAGGUCUUUUGUUUAGGUUGUGGAGAAUAUAUAAUGGUGUGAGAAAAAUAAAAUGAGCAACCUGACAAAAGA
Esox lucius (northern pike) is the source of this 4798-nucleotide messenger RNA. RefSeq names its product phosphatidylinositol 4,5-bisphosphate 5-phosphatase A (gene inpp5ja). Lineage: Eukaryota; Metazoa; Chordata; Actinopteri; Esociformes; Esocidae. Gene Ontology annotation, cellular component: plasma membrane; ruffle; cytoplasm. Gene Ontology annotation, biological process: negative regulation of peptidyl-serine phosphorylation; phosphatidylinositol dephosphorylation. The record is from RefSeq and is a predicted model, not a curated record. The transcript is spliced from 13 exons. The coding region runs from base 835 to 3174 and encodes 779 amino acids. Gene Ontology annotation, molecular function: phosphatidylinositol-4,5-bisphosphate 5-phosphatase activity; phosphatidylinositol-3,4,5-trisphosphate 5-phosphatase activity.